UUCUUCCAUAACCAUCACUUUCUCAUACAAUACCAUGGUUAGCACCAAUUAUUUUCCUCUCCCACCACCUCAUUAUAUUCCAACUCCUCCAAAAGCACCACCGCCUCCACAUAACCCCAUCACACCACCUCAACCACAUCAUCCAUCGCCACCUGCUAUAAGACCACCACCUCCACCCGCACCUGCAACAAAACCACCACCCUCUCCUAUUGUGACUCCACCUCCACCACCUCAAAAUGUUUCUCCGCCAUCACCGCCUCAUGUGCUUCAGCCUCCUCCUCCACCACCGCCUCACUCUAUUUCUCCGCCAUUACCACCUCAUGUAGUUCCACCUCCACCACCACCACCUGGACAUCAUUCAACUGUAAUAGUCGUCGUCUUUGUUUCUCUCGGCGGUCUGUUCUUUCUGGCAUUCCUCUCAGCUGCUUUAUUCUGCUUCCUUAAGAAGAGAAAGAAGAAAAUGGUUCAAAAAGCAGAAAUAAUAAACAUAGAUGAACAUGUGAAAGUCCAAGAAGCCAUUGUACCAGGCCCCCACGGUGAACAAAACACCGUAUUAUUUAUAGAAGGGGAUAUUCAUAUCGACGAGGAAAUCAAGAAAAACAAAAACAUUAGUGAAGGAAUACCUCAUUCACAUCUUAAAUCUUCACAAGAAAUUUCUGAUGGAUGUGGUAGCAGCACAGGAAACUAAGUUGAGAAAAUGAAUGGCAUCAGCAGCAAACUAAGAGGUCCAUCGAUCGUAAUGGUCCAUAAUAAUCCUUCUAUGCUCUAUUUUUUAUUGAAUUAUUUUUCUUUCUA
Molecule: messenger RNA, 795 nt
Organism: Hibiscus syriacus
Lineage: Eukaryota; Viridiplantae; Streptophyta; Magnoliopsida; Malvales; Malvaceae
Product: proline-rich receptor-like protein kinase PERK10
Exons: 1
Coding region: 35-688 (217 amino acids)
Biological process (GO): plant-type secondary cell wall biogenesis
Source: RefSeq, a predicted model, not a curated record